UUGAUUUCCGUCAUUUUCCAGGUCCUAGAGCACAACACCUUCCACCAUGCACCCGGACAAAGAAAAUCGGGAAAGUUCUACCGUAAUGAAGAUGGCACUUCAAGCACUGAACGGUUACCACAUUCUGACGACGAGGGAGAACUGAGAAGUGAAGAAGAAUCCGAUAUCAGUGAUGACAAGAGUUCCGAAGAAGGCGAGGUUUCGUCUGAACUGGAGGAGAUGGAGUUAAUCGGAGAAAACUCUCCGGCUAAAGAAGAAACACCCUGGGAACGUGGUUUGCGUCUGGCGCGUGAGCGACUGGAACGUGCGAAGCUGCUGAAGGCUGCUGAAAAGGAUUUGGCGGAAAAACGUAUGAAUCUGGAAGUUCCCACUUCGGCCGUCGAUCAAGAACUGGAAAAGGUUACAAGAGAAGACGUUUUUUGGCCCUGCUAUUAUCAAGCGCUUAUCAUCGGUCGCACUGAGCUCACCGGCCAUAGAUUUCUACCGGAAGACCUCCUACCACCCACUGCAGGGGAAACUGCAGAAUGGCGGCGUGGUCUGGACGGUGGUCGCCACACUCACCGUCAACACCGGUACCGACGAGCGACUUCACAAUCAUCGUCUUCAUCAGCAUCCAGUUCUUCAAGAUUUUCUUCACCUGCUUCUUCUGAUGGUUCGUCGGGAUGUUCUUCUCUGGCAUCCGUCGCCGCUUCUUGGAAAGCGACUUGUGCUAAGGCGAUGAAGGACUACUUGGAUUCACCGCUCGGCGCGAAAGGCCGCCGAGGUCGUUACAAUCAUGCUCGCUGGCGUCGUGGUCAGAGGGGUCACUCAAGCCGUUCUUCAGCAUCAUCUAGUCGUUCUUCUGAUUCUCGCUCUCCAUCUGAUAUGCCUCGUAGUCGUGCCGUUUUAACCGGUCAUGGUCAUAUUGCCGGCAAGCUAGCCACCCAAGGGGUACGCCGAAUGUGGCCUGAAGAUAAUCAUCGAUCAAGAAGAGGCCAGUCAAGAUCUAAUCGAUCGUCUUCUGGGUCCGGAUCCCGGUCUCAUUCAUCGCGGGAUUCCUCCGAUCCCAGUCGGCGUAGAUCAUGGAACUACCGUAAGUGCAAUUUUGCAACUGCAAUGCAUAUACAAAUUUCAAAUUCAAAUUUUUAUUAUGGAAUAUAA
Molecule: messenger RNA, 1140 nt
Organism: Echinostoma caproni
Lineage: Eukaryota; Metazoa; Platyhelminthes; Trematoda; Plagiorchiida; Echinostomatidae
Source: the annotation of a GenBank genome assembly